Radiomyces spectabilis is the source of this 676-nucleotide messenger RNA. RefSeq names its product zinc knuckle-domain-containing protein. Gene Ontology annotation, molecular function: zinc ion binding; nucleic acid binding. The annotation marks the transcript as partial. The transcript is spliced from 5 exons. The record is from RefSeq and is a predicted model, not a curated record. Lineage: Eukaryota; Fungi; Mucoromycota; Mucoromycetes; Mucorales; Radiomycetaceae.
GUUUUCCAUCAUAGGAUAUCAAAAAGGUGAACAUACUUAACAGGAGCCUCGAUGCAUAUUGUCUCCUGAGAAGAAAAACGCCCGCUGGAGUCACUACCAGCUUAUUCGUCGCUAUUCAUCGUAUAAAACCGAAGAAAAAAGCUGGAGCAAGUCAGUCACGACCCAUUUUUCAAUCUCAGUCACCCACAGUGAACCCUUUUUCCCUUGGCUCGCAAAAAUUUUUGUAAUUCUAAGCAGAAGUCUUCUAUGUAUCGAACAGGCUAUAGACAUUCGAGUAAUGCCCCCAAAGCAUCGCCAUCGACGCGGUGUCAACGAUGCCUGGAGUAUGGUCAUUGGACGUAUGAAUGCAAAAAACCACGUCCGUACAAAGCACGUCCUACACGUACACAGCAGCUGGAAAAGCCCUUAAAAUUGGUUCAACCUACUCUACCUGACGAACUGCUGGAUCCACAAGGAUUGGCUGAUAAAAUUUUGGCCAAACAAGCGAAAUCGCGCAAGAAAAGACGCAGUUCUGUCUCUUCUAGCUCGUCAUCUUCCUCGUCCUCCUCGUCAUCAUCUGGAUCAGAGUCAGAUUCCGGUUCUGAUUCAUCCGGAUCCAGUUCCGAUUCCGGUUCGUCAUCGGAUUCCGAUUCGUCCACUUCGAGCAGCAGCAGCGGCAGCAGCAGCGACAGCAGCC